CUUGAUGAUGAUUACCGUCGUGGGGAUCUACGGCAUCUGCUGGCUGCCUCUGCACGUCAUCACCAUCGUUGGCGACGUCAACCCUACCAUCUACGACUACAGCUACAUGAGAACCAUUUGGAUUGGCGCUCACUGGUUGGCUAUGAGCAGUUGUGCAUAUAACCCCAUUAUCUACUGGUGGAUGAACUCAAAGUUCAGAGAAGGCUAUGUGAACAUUUUGACGUCCUUCAGGAGCUGUCUCUCAGGACGGGAUAGGCCCUUCUACAUCAACAAGAAUAGGGGCUACUCCAGCACCGAGGACUACCGCGCCAAGCAGAACGGAGAUUUGGGAAUGCGGGAUAUUGGACGGAGACGAAAUGACAAUUCGCUCACGGAAUCGGAGGAACACAAACAUUCGCGAAUUGUGGAUCCAAAUCUUGAACUUGUUAAGGUUCCCCACAGUGUGUAGAGGUAUGUCACAAAGUGGUGACGUAAAUUGGCUGAUCUUACAAAGUGCCGCAUUGUGUGUUCACGUAUGUCACAGAAAUAUGUUGUAAAUUGCUGAUUUUACAAAGCGCCGUGUGUAAAAGUACGUCUCAAAAUGAUGACGCACAUUGGCUUAUCUUUCAGUGCCGCUCAUUGUAUAUAGUCACAUCACAAAGUGAUGACGUAUACUGGCCAUUCUUUCAAAGUGCCACACAGUGUAUAGAUACGUCACAAAGUGGUAUAUAAAUUGGCUGAGUUUACAAAUUGCCUAAUGUGUUUACAAUGUGUAUAAGUACGUCACAUGGUGAUGAUAUAUAUUUGUUGAUCUUACAAAGUGCCGCUCAGUGCGUAGUAAAACGUCAGAAAUAUGACGUAUAUUUGUUUCUCUAUUUACGUGCUGCUCAGUGGGUAGUGAUGCGUCACACAUAAACUGCUUGAGUUGCUCGAUGUACAGUGUAAAUAUUUGCAAAAGACAUGACCCAGUGAUUGACGUCCUUGUAAACAUGGACAUCACAAAUAUGCUGGACCUAACUAACUGCUGCCUAACUGUGGUACGUCACAGCAUGGUUGACGUAUAUGUUUAUAAUAGUUAGUACCACCUAUUA
Messenger RNA from Haliotis rubra (blacklip abalone), 1070 nucleotides. Its product is annotated as tachykinin-like peptides receptor 99D. The coding region runs from base 5 to 448 and encodes 147 amino acids. Lineage: Eukaryota; Metazoa; Mollusca; Gastropoda; Lepetellida; Haliotidae. Gene Ontology annotation, cellular component: membrane. The transcript has a single exon. Gene Ontology annotation, molecular function: G protein-coupled receptor activity. Gene Ontology annotation, biological process: G protein-coupled receptor signaling pathway. The record is from RefSeq and is a predicted model, not a curated record.